Molecule: messenger RNA, 769 nt
Organism: Salmo salar (Atlantic salmon)
Lineage: Eukaryota; Metazoa; Chordata; Actinopteri; Salmoniformes; Salmonidae
Source: RefSeq, a predicted model, not a curated record
AGCUCCCCCAAGGUGCAGGUGUACAGCCGUAACCCAGGGGAACAUGGGAAGGACAACACCCUGAUCUGUCACGUGAGUGGCUUCCACCCCCCUGACAUCAGCAUCCAGCUCCUGAAGAAUGGUGUGGAGAUCCCAGACGCCAAGCAGACAGACCUGGCCUUCGAACAGGGAUGGCAGUUCCACCUCACCAAGAGUGUUGGAUUCACACCAGACAGCGGAGAGGAGUACACCUGCAGAGUCCGCCACCUGAAGAAUCUGAAGACCUACACCUGGGAGUCAAAUAUGUAAGGAUCUGGAGCAGGACUUAAUGGGGGGCGUUCCAUCUGUGGCCAGCCCUACACUAGAGCUGAGAUGACUGUAAUUUCCCCUCUCAACAUGGGCUUUCGUUUUCAUUUUUGAUAACACUUUGUGCCAAGGUGCCAGUUUCAAGGGUUUUGAGUUUUAGAGAAUCAUUACUAAACACUUAAAUGAUUAAAGUUGUGUAGGUGACCUCUUCUAGAAAAGCUGCCAGUAUUUCUGGCUGAGAAUCGCAUUCUCUUCUUUAAAAACAAUAAUUAAUGAUUGAUCAAGUAUUUUCAUUGUAUUUUUUUUUAGAUGUGUGGGGACUCCUUGUAGUCCUUUAAUAUCCUUGAAGUUGGUACCAUUAAGUGUGAGCACAACAUUUUUACAUAAUUUUAAACACCUAUGUUAAUGUGGUUUUAGUUACAAGCACAAAUUGUCAACAAUGUCAAAUCUGAUAUUUGAUUAAAAAUAUAUUUAAAAGCCCAAA